This is a messenger RNA of Cokeromyces recurvatus, 1379 nucleotides long. Its product is annotated as WD repeat-containing protein 5. The coding region runs from base 198 to 1247 and encodes 349 amino acids. Gene Ontology annotation, molecular function: histone binding. The transcript has 7 exons. NCBI's taxonomy places the organism in Eukaryota, Fungi, Mucoromycota, Mucoromycetes, Mucorales, Mucoraceae. Gene Ontology annotation, cellular component: Set1C/COMPASS complex. The record is from RefSeq and is a predicted model, not a curated record.
AUUUAGAUACAUAUAAUAAGACACGUCCUUUUUUAAAUAUAUACAACUUUUUUUUUUUUUUUAACAUCAUAAUAGACGUUCAUUCAAGAGCAACAGCAAUAUUAAACAAAAAGUAAAAAUAAAGAAAUACGAUAGAAAAAAAAAAUUCAUACGCAUUGCUUGAAAAUUACUUAUUUACACUUUAACCAAAUUAACAAAUGGACACAAAUACACCUAAAUUAGAAGAAGGCAAAAGACCACGCGAAGAAGAGACAUUAACUCAAAAACCACCAGAGUCCACCCACGAAACACCUACACAACCACCACCAGCUCAAAAGCCACGCCCUGAACAACGUAAACCACAAUAUGAAUUAAAAUAUUCCUUAGUCGGUCAUCGUAUGUCUGUCUCUAGUGUGAAGUUUUCACCUGAUGGCAAAUGGUUAGCUAGUUGUUCUGCUGAUAAAACAAUCAAAAUUUGGCAUGCUUUGGACGGUAAAUAUGAAGCCACAUUAGAAGGUCAUACACAAGGUAUUUCAGACGUUGCUUGGUCUUCGGAUUCUCAAAAUUUAUGCUCUGCUUCUGAUGACAGAACAAUUCGUAUCUGGAGCCUUGCUACACGUGAAACUGUUAAAGUCUUAAAAGGACAUUCUAAUUAUGUUUUCUGCGUUAAUUAUAAUCCCCAAUCUAAUUUAAUUGUUUCCGGUUCAUUUGAUGAAAGUAUCAAAAUUUGGGAUGUCAAAAAGGGAAAAUGUAUGAAGACAUUACCAGCACAUUCAGAUCCAGUGUCAGCAGUUCAUUUUAAUAGAGAUGGUACAAUGAUUGUAAGUUGUAGUCAUGAUGGCUUGAUUCGUAUUUGGGAUACAGCAAGUGGACAAUGUUUAAAGACAUUAGUAGAUGAUGAUAAUCCACCAGUGUCUUUUGUCAAGUUUUCUCCUAAUGGUAAAUAUAUUCUUGCAUCCACAUUAGACAAUACCUUACGACUAUGGAAUUAUCAUACUGGUAAAUGUCUCAAAACAUACCGAGGACAUGAAAAUAGCAAAUAUUGUAUCUUUGCUAGUUUUAGUGUGACAGGAGGGAAAUGGAUUGUGAGUGGUAGUGAAGAUCAUAAUAUCUACAUUUGGAAUCUACAAACCAAAGAAAUUGUACAAAAACUAGAAGGCCAUUCUGACGUUGUUCUUUGUAUUGCUUGUCAUCCUACAAUGAAUAUUAUUGCUUCAGGUUCAAUUGAUCAAGAUAAGUCUGUUAAACUUUGGUUUGAUAAAUCAUAAACAUGAUGCAUAUAUAUAGAGAGAGAGAGAGAAAGAGAGAAAGAAAGGGAAUAAUGAUAAUGAUAACGAUAAUAAAAAAAUAUGUAUUUUUUUUCUUUUUUUAUUAUUUAAAUCAAGGGCAGAAAAGAAAGG